AUGAGGCUCUUUUUCUUCGCUUCGGUUUUGCUGUGCAUUGGUGUGAUUAAAGACAUCACAGGCCCGUAGGUCUCGCACCCGACGCGAGCUGGCCCCAGGACUUCAUACUCUUGGAAUUAGAGAUCCAGGUGGCUCAUAUUGUCAAAAGAGAAAUUCUUGCUGCCCAGGAAGAGAUGAUGCCUGUACAGUGCCCUAUUUGGAUACCAUCUGCUACUGCGAUCUGUUCUGCAAUCGAACAGUGUCUGACUGCUGCCCUGACUUCUGGGGGUUUUGUUUACACAUUAGCCCUCCAGUAAAUAUUCAAAAAGUGUGUGUUAAAAAUAACCAGCAAUAUCCAAGUGGAGCAACAUACCAAGACAACUGUAAUCGAUGCACAUGCACUAAUGAUGGUAACUGGCACUGUGAGCAGAAUGCAUGCCUUAUCAACCCAAGAAUUAUUGAGGCUGUUAAUCGAGGCUCAUAUGGAUGGAAUGCUGGGAACUACAGUCAGUUUUGGGGUAUGACACUAAAUGAAGGUAUCCAGUAUCGAUUAGGAACCACAAAGCCUUCCUCUUCAGUGAUGAACAUGAAUGAGUUGCACGUAAAUAUGGACAACGAUGUUCUUCCAUCCUACUUUAAUGCUGCAGAUAAGUGGCCAGGGAUGAUCCAUGAGCCACUCGAUCAAGGCAACUGUGCUGGUUCCUGGGCUUUCUCCACUGCAGCUGUUGCCUCCGAUAGACUUUCCAUUCAGUCGAUGGGGCACAUGACUCCUGCUCUGUCCCCUCAAAAUCUCAUUUCCUGUGACACCAAAAACCAGCAUGGAUGCAGAGGGGGCCGUGUGGAUGGAGCAUGGUGGUAUCUCAGAAGAAGAGGGGUUGUAACAGAGGAUUGCUACCCAUUUGCUGGUCAAAAUACAAAUGGACAACCCGCAUCAUGUAUGAUGCACAGCCGCUCAAUGGGAAGAGGGAAGAGACAGGCCACUGCUCACUGCCCAAACCCAUAUGCAUCAUCAAAUGAGAUCUACCAGUCUACACCCGCCUACCGCCUGGCAUCCAAUGAGAAAGAAAUAAUGAAAGAAAUAUAUGAGAAUGGUCCAGUACAAGCCAUAAUGGAGGUGCAUGAAGAUUUCUUUGUGUACAAAAGUGGAAUCUAUAGACACACACCUGUAAUGGCAGGAGAACCAGAGCUGUACCGUAGUCAUGGGACGCAUUCUGUAAAGAUCACUGGGUGGGGAGAAGAGUUGGCACCCAACGGACAGUUUCAAAAAUAUUGGCUGGCUGCCAAUUCAUGGGGCAAAGACUGGGGAGAGAGAGGAUAUUUCCGCAUUGCCCGCGGCGAAAACGAGUGUGAAAUUGAAACCUUUGUAGUGUGGUGUGGGGCAGAGUCAGCAUGGAGGAUGUCGCUCGUAGAAAAU
This is a messenger RNA of Staurois parvus, 1393 nucleotides long. The record is from the annotation of a GenBank genome assembly. NCBI's taxonomy places the organism in Eukaryota, Metazoa, Chordata, Amphibia, Anura, Ranidae.